This is a messenger RNA of Fragaria vesca subsp. vesca, 2016 nucleotides long. Its product is annotated as multidrug and toxin extrusion protein 1-like. NCBI's taxonomy places the organism in Eukaryota, Viridiplantae, Streptophyta, Magnoliopsida, Rosales, Rosaceae. The record is from RefSeq and is a predicted model, not a curated record. Gene Ontology annotation, molecular function: xenobiotic transmembrane transporter activity; antiporter activity. The coding region runs from base 66 to 1679 and encodes 537 amino acids. Gene Ontology annotation, biological process: xenobiotic detoxification by transmembrane export across the plasma membrane. The transcript is spliced from 2 exons. Gene Ontology annotation, cellular component: membrane.
CUCUCUCUCUCUCUCACUGAUCUCUCAUAAGGAAAGAAAACAAGGCCAAAGAAUCCUAGUCGACAAUGGUUGCAGAAGCAGGAGAGCAACGCCCAAAGUACCCGACAAUGCCAGAGGUGGUGGAGGAGCUUCACAGGAUGACUGAUAUUGGCUUCCCCAUAGCAGCCAUGAGCUUGGUUGGCUACCUCAAAAACAUGGCCUUGGUUGUAUGCAUGGGAAGACUGGGAAGUUUGGAGCUAGCAGGAGGAGCUUUAGCCAUUGGCUUCACCAACAUCACAGGCUACUCAGUUCUCUCUGGUUUAGCCAUGGGCAUGGAACCCCUCUGUAGCCAAGCCUUUGGAUCCCACAACUUCUCCAUGGCCUUCCUCACUUUGCAAAGAACAAUUCUCUUGUUACUAGUCGCUUCUCUUCCUAUUUCCUUGCUUUGGGUCAAUCUGGAACCUCUCAUGCUCAUUCUCCAUCAGAACCCGGAUAUAACCCGAAUCGCUGGCUUGUAUUGCCGGUUUGCUAUCCCUGAUCUCAUAGCCAAUAGUCUUCUUCACCCUCUGCGUAUUUUCUUGCGCAGUCAAAGCAUAACUUGGCCACUGAUGUGGUGCACUUUACUAGCUACCAUUCUUCACCUCCCUCUCACCUUUUUCUUGACCUUCACUCUUUCUCUUGGAGUCAAAGGAAUAGCCAUUUCCACUUUCCUCUCCAAUUUCAUCACUCUAUUUUUUCUUUUGGGUUACAUAUUGUAUACCUAUACCACUAAAGCACGUUUGUCUUGCUGGUUAAUGGACGAGAGUGAACCCACUACUAAUUCUGAACGAGCAUUGUAUUAUGACACAAGGAAUAAGCCUGAACUUAUAAGUAGCAGUACUACCAAAUCUGAACCAGCACCCAUAUUGUCACCAUUGUUAUCCAAACCGUUAGUUCCACUUUCAUUGAAGAGUCCGCUACUCAGAGACGAAUUGGGGAUGCUAAUCAGACUAUCCAUACAAAGUUGUCUAGCAGUUUGCCUAGAAUGGUGGUGGUACGAGUUCAUGACAAUUCUAGCUGGUUACCUUGACAAACCUCAUAUUGCCCUUGCAACAUCAGCCAUAGUUAUCCAAACCACCUCUCUCAUGUACACAUUGCCUGCCGCCCUAAGCGCGUCCGUGUCUACGAGAGUAGGCAACGAGCUUGGAGCAGGCCGACCCGAGAAGGCACGUUUAGCUGCGGUGGUGGCAGUGGGGAUGGCACUAGUGAUCUCAUUCUCGGGCCUGUCACUUACCACGCUAGGAAGAGAGACAUGGGCUAGAAUCUUCACAACAGACAAUGAGGUUCUUCAGCUAACUGUGGCUGUUCUACCCAUUAUCGGCCUAUGCGAGCUCGCGAAUUGUCCACAAACCACGAGCUGUGGGAUAUUGAGAGGCAGUGCAAGGCCUGGAAUCGGGGCAUGGAUCAAUUUCUUCUCAUUUUACGUGGUGGGUGCGCCUGUGGCCAUAGUGAUGGGGUUUGUUUGGAGAUUAGGGUUCAAGGGUCUUUGUUACGGGCUUUUAUCGGCUCAGAUCACAUGCGUGGUGUCGAUAUUGACAGUGGUGCACAAGACAGAUUGGGAGAAGGAGUGGCGCAAGGCCAAGGACUCUGUAGGAAUAACCGGAAGGGAUGGAUUUGCACAUGCAGAUGAUCAUCAAGCAAUCAAAUCCGAAGAGGCCUAACUAGCUGGGUAAGGGUGUAACGGAAGUGAUGGAAGAUCGUUUUGAACAGUGAUAACAAGGAAAAGAGAAUGUAUAUGGAAUUGCAUAUGCACGACCAACCAAACUGUCAACUCAAAUGGUGAAAGGGAAGCGUGAUAUUGUGUGAAAGGGGAAAACGAUUUUUGAAGAUGGAAAGUGAUGCAUAUUUUCCUUUGAUUGAAUGGGACAGCUAGCUUAUAUUAUUCAAACUUAUAGUCUCAUUAUUCAUCUUUGUACAUUAUUAUAUACAUGUGUACUUGUUUAUAUUUUCAGUUUGCCUUUGUAGGUCAAAGCAUUUCAGUAUCAGUAAUAUUUCUUG